AUUUUGUAAGAAAAUCAAGCAAGUCUGCCGCCCUACCUUCGCUUCAGACCUGCAGUUUUUUUCUUGUGCAAUGGACGGCCGCCUAGACGCUGACUUGUAUCCUCUGGGAUCCGGCUACGUCCCUGAAAUUGAAGGUGUCCAUGACAUAUCAGUUGGCACAAAGAGGGGAUCCGACGAACUCUUUUCUUCCUGCAUAUCCAACGGGCCCUAUAUCAUGAACUCAGCCAAUGGCAACGACAGCAAAAAAUUCAAAGGUGACGUCCGCAGUCCUGGUGUUCCGUCACGUGUGGUCCACGUACGCAAGCUGCCCAACGACAUAAACGAGGCUGAAGUUAUUGGCCUGGGACUGCCCUUUGGGAAGGUCACUAAUUUGCUGAUGCUGAAAGGGAAAAACCAGGCAUUCUUGGAACUGAACAGCGAGGAGUGUGCACAGACGAUGGUGAGCUACUACUCCUCUGUCACCCCCGUCAUCAGAAACCACCCAAUUUACAUGCAAUACUCAACCCAUAAGGAGCUCAAGACGGACAACUCCCCCAACCAAGUGCGGGCCCAGGCAGCUCUGCAGGCAGUCAAUGCACUGCACGGAGGUGGAAUGGGAAGCAUGGCCAUUCCUGCAGAUGCUACUAGCAUGGGAGGAGCAGGGGCCCAAAGCCCUGUGCUCAGAGUCAUAGUGGAAAAUCUCUUCUACCCCGUCACCCUGGAUGUGCUACACCAGAUUUUCUCCAAGUUUGGCACUGUGCUGAAGAUCAUCACUUUCACUAAGAACAACCAGUUCCAGGCUCUGAUCCAGUAUGCCGAUGGCAUGACAGCUCAGCACGCCAAACUGUCUCUGGAUGGACAAAACAUCUACAAUGCCUGCUGUACCCUGAGAAUCAGCUUCUCCAAGCUCACCAGCCUCAAUGUCAAGUACAACAACGACAAGAGCAGAGAUUACACCCGACCAGACCUCCCCACUGCAGACUCGCAGCCCUCCAUCGACCACCAGACCAUGGCUGCCGCUGCAUUCGCUGCUCCGGGCAUAAUCUCAGCCUCUCCUUAUGGUGGAGCUCAUGCCUUCCCCCCAACCUUUGCCAUCCAGCAGGCAGCAGGGCUGUCGAUGCCUGGUAUUCCCAGUGCUCUGACGUCCUUGGGUGUGGGCCACGGUGGCAUGGCAGCUGCCGCAGCAGCCGCCAGCCGGCUCGGCCUGUCGGGGUUCACAGCCACUGGGGGACACAAUGUCUUAUUGGUCAGCAAUCUGAACCCUGAGAGCGUUACGCCACACUGCCUCUUUAUUCUUUUCGGUGUGUACGGCGAUGUGAUGAGAGUGAAGAUCCUGUUUAAUAAAAAGGAGAACGCUCUGAUCCAGAUGUCUGAUGGCACACAGGCUCAGCUAGCUAUGAGCCACCUGAAUGGCCAGCGUCUUCACGGCAGGGCCAUGCGUGUGACAUUAUCAAAACACACCACAGUGCAGCUGCCCAGAGAGGGCCACGAGGACCAGGGCCUCACAAAGGACUACAGCAACUCGCCGCUGCACCGUUUCAAGAAGCCCGGCUCCAAAAAUUACUCCAACAUCUUCCCACCCUCUGCAACACUCCACCUCUCCAACAUACCGCCUUCUGUGGUGGAGGAUGAACUCAGGAGGCUUUUUGCCAGCUCAGGAGCCACAGUCAAGGCCUUCAAGUUCUUUCAAAAAGACCGCAAGAUGGCCCUGAUCCAGAUGGGCUCAGUCGAGGAGGCAAUCGAGUCCUUGAUCGAGUUCCACAACCACGACCUGGGAGAGAACCACCACCUUCGAGUGUCCUUCUCCAAAUCCACCAUCUGAGUGCCUUUCCUUCCUCCCUCCAAGUCUGUUGCCAUCUGAAUGCGACGUUUGUCAAGGUCGCCUUCAGUGGAAAUGGCCACCAUUACAUAUUUAUGGCUGUUGUUCUUUGUAGAAUGUUGCUCCCUUCACCGUUCUGAUCAUUCCAGCGUUAACAGGUUUGGGUAUCAGUUUUUUGGGGUCGGUUCUGCUUAUUGAUUCCCAUGUCUGGUUCCAGUUUUGUCACCAAAAUAUGUUUAAAAAAAACCAAACCAUUAUUUCUUGGGUUAUCAGCAGUAAUUCUGUUUAAAAUAUUUAUAUAGAAAUGUUGCUGAAUAUGAAUACUUUCUCUUGCCACAUACAAACUGCUGUUUUACACUUGUUUGUAUUUCAGUUAGUCCUGCUAAUUUCAGAGCCAUUCCUAAUUUUGACUGGGGACCUCAAAAACCUAACAUUUUUGUACCCUGCCUCAAUAUGUUAAACCGCUCCCCUGGAGGAAGUUCUUCUCCCACUUGGUGAUUAUAUUUUCCUACGUGGUUCUCCCUUAUGUGAAGCCAAAGUACACUUGUAAGUGAUGAGUCCUGCCCGUAAUGAUGUAAACACUAUCAGAGUGCUUUUGUGCAAGUGUACCAGAUGUAAAUGAGAAGGUCUAAACUCAGCCUGGCUAAGGAACCAGUUAUUGGAAUCUAAGCACGUUUCUGCUUCCAGUUCAUGACAUGUUCUUGGUACCCAAACCAAAUCAUUAAUUUGUUCCUUCAAAAAUGUUAAGAUGGGGCCUGGGAAAGGGGCAGCAUUCUGCAAUGACACAAUAUUAUAUUGGAGGUAAAGUAGGGGCAGCUGAUGAACUGUCACUUUAGACCAAAUCGCUUAAAAGAAAAAAGGAAAAAAAAAAGACACCCUCCACCGCAGAUGUAUGCUUAUGUGGAUGAAUCCUAUCCACACCAGACACACUUCAGCAUUCCUUUUACUAUGAUAGUCGUGUGGGUAUAUCUAUGUGUGUGUGCCUUUUUUUUUUUUUUGAAACGCCACUUUUGAACCUGUUGGCCAGUCAGAAACGGUUUGAAACAAAGGAUUUUUGGCUCACAGAACUACGCGAAACAGUAUAUUUCCCAUUACCCAUUUUUGAUUUUAUCUUCUUGUUGUAACAACCCGCCUAUUUGCUUCGGGGGAUCCAUACCACUAUUUGAAAGUCAUUCAAUGAGGAUGCGUUUUUUUCCUUUCCAUAUCUGCAGUCUUGUGCCUUACUUUGCCCCGACCAGAUUGCCUUAAGCAUUGCUUUGGCUUUAUUUGGGGAAAACACGGCUCUCAAAAUGCCUUUUUUUUUUUUCAUGCCUUGUGGUAUGUACCAGCAUUGUUAAGAAGAGGGGAAAGUGGCUAAUUGAAUCUUCAGUUACUUCUUAAAAACACAAAUGUUUAUGUAGGGAUUUGUAUGCAUAUAUCCCCAUUAUAUGUAUGUAGAAACUAUGAAUGUAAGUCAGUUAGAUGCCUAAUAUCCUUGCUAGGCGAUGUAGCUCUGUUAGGUGUUUUGUGGCAGGAAUUAGAGCUGUAUCCAGCCAUCCUGUCUUACAGUCCCCAGUCACUGUCCUUUCUCAGGAGGGACGGUGCAGUUUGGGGCAUCAUUUAACCAUAUUAUGUUCAUCUAUAUGUGGACACCCAUAUAUAUUCAUUUAUCUUUUCUUUUAAUGUUAGCAUUUACAUGUGUAUCACUUCUAAGCUUAACUAUAUGUAGUAGCUGGGUUUGAUUGUUAUCACAGUGCCUUGAGUUUUUAAUCUGAGGCUGAAACACUUUGUGGCCCGCUCAGUUGACUUUGUUUACCUCUGGUUCAGGUGUUUUACCUGUCUGCAAAGAUGCCUUUAUCCCACUACGUUCAGGUAGUCGUACCUGUGAGAGGGCAGCUUGGAGGCAUUUGUCAACUGAAAGUAACAACAGUCUUGAACUGUGUCUCAAAAAACCCGAAACCCAGUAAGUUUUUUUUCUUAAAUUCAGGAUUAUAAGGUGGGAUAGCCCUCACCUGUUCCUGUCUGUGUCCACUUAACGCCACAGUCAGGUUCCUUAGUGCACUUUUCCUCAACGAUAGGUCCAAGUCGGCGCCAUCACGCUGAAGUCUUAAAACGUUGUCACAUUCCCGCGUGCCUCAAGCACCAGGUUUUCCACAGCCUCGACCACUGUAGUUUUGGACCAGACACAGAUGCGCUCUGUCUCUAUUUUUGUAAAAGAUUAUUAUGCAUGGUUUAACGAAGCUUCAUGUAGCUACAGGCGGUUAUUGCUGUUAAGGACCAAAGUAUCUUCGACCCCCUGCUGUUUUGUAGUGUUGUGAUUUCUUAAAAGGUUUUUCCACAAGUUUCCUUCUUUCCAGAUGCCUUGGACAAAUGUCACAUGAAGUUGAAUUUGGGUAUCAGCCUAUACUGUAUAUGUAUCCCUUUUUGUUGGAUUGACUUUACAAAGAGCCUACUUUGGUAGCGAUUGCUUUAGAACGGAUACUUAAUUGAAGCACAGUCCUAGCUGUGAUGUUGAUGGUGUAGAAGAUUAUAUUCUCUUUUUUUUUUUGUUAAAAGCUUUUAUUUCUCUCCUUUUUUUAUAUGGGGGCGGGGUGGGGUUAUUGUAUGAAGCGGGAUCGAUGGUUGUAUAUAUUCAUGUUUUUGUACCACAAAAUCAUUUGGAUUAUAUCCACUUUACGUUCAAAACAUGUAUAUUUUGAUAAAACAAUACAGACCUAUUAAGCUCUGCGGAGCUGUAAAAACGACAAAAAAAAAACUUUUGUAACACAAAGACAUUAAACCUAUCUGAACACAGAAGUGUCUCUGUAUGUGCCCCGCUCCCCCCCUCCCUCCUUUGCCAUUCUGUUCUCGUCUCUUGCAUCUUCUGCUGCCUUCAAUAAAUCUUUAGUUUGUUUCUUCUUUCA
Plectropomus leopardus (leopard coralgrouper) is the source of this 4680-nucleotide messenger RNA. RefSeq names its product polypyrimidine tract binding protein 1a (gene ptbp1a). Gene Ontology annotation, cellular component: nucleus. Gene Ontology annotation, molecular function: RNA binding. The record is from RefSeq and is a predicted model, not a curated record. Gene Ontology annotation, biological process: mRNA processing. Lineage: Eukaryota; Metazoa; Chordata; Actinopteri; Perciformes; Serranidae.